Molecule: messenger RNA, 1222 nt
Organism: Equus caballus (horse)
Lineage: Eukaryota; Metazoa; Chordata; Mammalia; Perissodactyla; Equidae
Gene: MVB12A
Product: multivesicular body subunit 12A
Biological process (GO): receptor catabolic process; viral budding; virus maturation
Cellular component (GO): ESCRT I complex; cytosol
Source: RefSeq, a predicted model, not a curated record
GGCCGUCUGGGAGUUGUAGUUCGGACUUCUGCCCGCACUCGGCCGUCGGGCGGCUGCUGGAGGUCCGAGGCAGUCCCCCGCCUUCGGCGUUUGGCUCGGAGGAUGGAUCCUGGGCCCGGGCCCGACGCGGCGCCGCUGACUGGCCUGGCCUGGUCGUCGGCCUCGGCGCCCCCGCCGCGGGGAUUCAGCGCGAUCUCCAGCACCGUGGAGGGGACGCCCGCCAGCUUCGGCAAGAGCUUCGCGCAGAAAUCUGGCUACUUCCUGUGUGUCAGUCUCUUGGGCAGUCUGGAGAAUCCGCAGGAGAACGUGGUGGCCGAAAUCCAGGUCCUGGUGGACAAGAGCCCUCUCCCGCCCGGCUUCUCCCCGGUCUGCGACCCCCUGGACUCCAAGGCCUCCGUGUCCAAGAAGAAGCGCAUGUGUGUGAGGCUGGUGCCCCUGGGGGCUGUGGACACGGCUGUGUUUGACGUCCGGCUGAGCGGGAAGACCAAGACAGUGCCUGGGUACCUGCGAGUAGGGGACAUGGGUGGCUUCGCCAUCUGGUGCAAGAAGGCCAAGGUCCCUCGGCCGGUGCCCAAGCCCCGAGCUCUCAGCCAGGACAUGAGGGGCCUCUCCCUGGACCCUCCCGGCCAGCCCAGCAGGAGUGGCUUGCCGGAGCGGACGCUGUCGAGGAUGGGCUCGCGGGCGUCCACCCUGCGGAGGAACGACUCCAUCUACGAGGCCUCCAACCUCUAUGGCAUCUCCGCCAUGGAUGGGGUUCCCUUCACACUGCACCCCCGGUUUGAGGGCAAGAGCUGCAGCCCCCUGGCCUUCUCUGCCUUUGCUGAUCUGACCAUCAAGUCGCUGGCGGACAUUGAGGAGGAGUACAACUACGGCUUCGUGGUGGAGAAGACGGCAGCUGCCCGCCUGCCCCCCAGCGUCUCGUAGCCCCUCGCCAGCCACUCGCCACCCGACGCCUGCAGCCUGGCAGCUGCGCACCCCUCCCCAUUUUGGGAACCUUGGGGAUGGAGGGCAUUCUGGACCCUCAGUCCCCUGGCGGAGCUGCAUUCCUGGAGGAGGGGACAACCUGGCUGUUUGGUGAUGGGGUUUCCCACCCCUGGGCCCUGCAGGGCAGGGGUGGGGGCUGGAUGAAACCAGUGCCUUCAAGUCAUUCGUGUCAAAACUCUCUGGGGCCUGGAGGCCACGUGGGCAUCCUCCUGGCAAUAAACACAGCCCUGUCCCGUGA